AUGUCGUCCACCGUCCUUGUUACUGGAGCUAGUGGCUUUCUCGGACGCCAAGUUUUCAGCCUCUUCCAACGUUCGGGGGUCCUGGCUGUCGGCCAAGGCUUUUCGCGCGCAGCUCCGCCGACGAUCCUCAAAGCUGACUUGGAAAGCACCGAAGAGAUUAAAAGCCUUAUCGACGAUGUCAAACCCCAAAUUGUCAUCCACUGUGCCGCAAACAGAUCUCCAGAUCUAUGCGAAAAGAACCCUGAACGGGCACGCAAGGUCAAUGUCGAGGCCACACGGACGCUAGCUGCUGAGUGCUCGUCCCGCGGCGCCUUUCUCAUCUACAUUUCGACUGACUAUGUCUUCCCCGGUGUGGAGGGUGAAGCGCCAUAUGAGGUAGGUUCUGAGACUCAUCCGCCAAACCUGUACGGUGAAUUGAAGCGAGAUGGAGAGACCGCCGUCCUGGAAGCAACCCAGGAUACAGGACUUGGAGUGGUACUGCGCGUGCCGGUAUUGUAUGGGAGCGCGAAAGAAAACUCCGAGAGCGCUGUCAAUUGCUUAGUUGAUGCUGUGAUGAAAGCACAAGAUGAGAAUGCUGCCGUUAGCAUGGAUGACUGGGCUCAACGAUAUCCCACCAGCACAGAAGACGUGGCACGUGUCUGUCGGGAUAUCGUCAUCAAGUAUAUCAAGGAGAAAGAUCGGGUGAAGGAGCUACCUCGUAUUUUACAGUUUACUUCCGAGGACCGCAUGACCAAAUAUGAGAUUUGUGAGACACUGGCUAAAGUUCUCGGAGUGCCUCUUCCCGGAAUGGUCCGCAACAGGAAGGGCAAUGACCCUGGUGGUGUUCAGCGGCCGUACGAUACUCACAUGUCCACCAAGGUACUGAAGGACUUGGGAAUUGAUGUUCAUACCAUGGACUUUGCUGCUUGGUGGCGACGGGAAUUGGGCGCAUAUAAAAAAUAG
This is a messenger RNA of Penicillium taxi, 942 nucleotides long. RefSeq names its product dTDP-4-dehydrorhamnose reductase family protein. Gene Ontology annotation, molecular function: methionine adenosyltransferase regulator activity. Lineage: Eukaryota; Fungi; Ascomycota; Eurotiomycetes; Eurotiales; Aspergillaceae. The transcript is spliced from 4 exons. The record is from RefSeq and is a predicted model, not a curated record. The coding region runs from base 1 to 942 and encodes 313 amino acids. Gene Ontology annotation, biological process: S-adenosylmethionine biosynthetic process. Gene Ontology annotation, cellular component: methionine adenosyltransferase complex.